Molecule: messenger RNA, 3319 nt
Organism: Hemiscyllium ocellatum (epaulette shark)
Lineage: Eukaryota; Metazoa; Chordata; Chondrichthyes; Orectolobiformes; Hemiscylliidae
Gene: polk
Product: polymerase (DNA directed) kappa
Exons: 15
Coding region: 238-3051 (937 amino acids)
Biological process (GO): error-prone translesion synthesis
Cellular component (GO): nucleus
Molecular function (GO): DNA-directed DNA polymerase activity; damaged DNA binding
Source: RefSeq, a predicted model, not a curated record
UGUGACUCUGGCUAUUUCUUGUUCAGUGGUAGACAUGUUGCUUGCAAAUGUGGUUUGGAGGAAUUAGUUUUAAAUUUCUAAAAAUUAAAUCCUUCCUCUUUCUUUCAAGAAGUAUUGAGAGUUAUCUUGCAGUCCUUCCUCUGCUCUGACAAAGGACAGCCAUUUACCAGUCAAGAAAGACUGACCUAAACAAUAAGAAAGGAUAAAGGUGUUAAAAAUUUGGAAAAAGACGUCAGCAUGGAACAUACUGCAAAAGAUACCACAGAAAGCUCUGAUCUCAGUGAUGGUGGCAUUCUUUCCAGAAUGGCCCUCAAUGACAACAAAGCUGGAAUGGAAGGGUUGGAUAAAGAAAAGAUUAACAAAAUAAUUUUGGAAGCAUCUAAGGGAUCAAGGUUUUAUGAAAAUGAAUGCAAGAAAGAGCAACAGGUGAACCAGCGAAUUGAGAAAAUGUUACAGCAGAAAGCACAAAUUACAGAGCAACAUCUAAAGAAGAAGCAACAGCAGGUGGAGCAACUUGCAAUUGAACUGGAGAAGAGCCGUGACCUUAGUCGCACGGUUGUACAUAUUGACAUGGAUGCUUUUUAUGCUGCUGUGGAAAUGAAAGAUGCCCCAGAGCUGAAAGAUAAACCAAUGGCUGUUGGAUCAAUGAGUAUGCUGUCAACAUCAAAUUAUCAUGCCAGGAAAUAUGGAGUACGUGCAGCCAUGCCUGGAUUUAUUGCUAAGAAACUCUGUCCAAAUUUAAUUAUCAUUCCAACAAAUUUCGCUAAGUAUCGAGCAACAAGUAAGGAGGUACAAGAGAUACUGAUGGAUUAUGACCCCAAUUUUAUACCAAUGAGUCUUGAUGAAGCCUACCUGGAUAUAACAGAACAUUUACAACAAAGGCAAAACUGGCCUGAACAUAAACGGACAUACUAUUAUCAUGGAGAAGGUGAUUCGAAAGUAAAAGAGAACAUGGAGAAUUUCCAGCAAUCCACUGAAGAUUUAGGAGACAUUUCACCAAUACUUUUUGAAGACAGCCCUCCCGUACUGUCACAGCAGGGGUCAGCUCAGAGUGAAUUGCCGCAGACAGAUCCUUACCUGCAAAUCAAUGGAAAAGAGUCACAUCAGCAGAAAGAAGUGAUUGUGUUUGGUGUUACAGCAGAGGAAGCUGUUAGAGAAAUGCGUUUUAGGAUUGAGCAGAAGACAAAAUUAACAGCAAGUGCAGGAAUUGCACCAAACAUGAUGCUGUCCAAAGUUUGCAGUGACAUGAACAAACCAAAUGGUCAGUAUCGAAUUCCAGCAGAGAGAGAUGCUGUGAUGGAUUUCAUAAAGAAAUUGCCCAUUAGAAAGGUACCUGGUAUAGGAAAAGUGACAGAAAAGAUGCUGAAUGCAUUAGGAAUCACUACAUGCACUCAAUUGUACCAGCAGGGGGCCUUGCUUUCCAUCCUUUUCUCUGAGAGCUCCUCAUAUCAUUUCUUACAGAUCUCACUUGGUCUGGGUGAGAACCACCUUGCGAGAGAUGGUGAUCGGAAGAGUAUGAGCACAGAAAGGACAUUCCAUGAAAUGAGUAAAGCAGCGGAGCAGUACAGCUUAUGUCAUGAACUUUGUCAUGAUCUUGAAGAAGAUCUUCAAAAGGAGGGACUAAAGGGGAAAACAGUAACUCUAAAGCUGAAGAAUGUAAACUUUGAAGUGAAGACCAGAGCCUGCACAGUUCCAGUACCAGUUUCCAAAGAAGAAGAAAUAUUUGCAGUGGCACAUGAGUUGCUGAAAACUGAGAUUAAUAACAUGCAUCCUCAGCCACUGAGACUGAGACUUAUGGGUGUGCGGGUGUCUGGGUUUGUCCAACAAGAGGAAAAAAAAUCUGGCCAGAAAAGCAUCACCAAAUUUUUAUUUACUGGAAAGUCUGAGAGCACCACUAUGUCUGACAAUACAGUUGUCAAGGAUCAAGCAGAACUUUCAGAAGUACCCAAAACAGAGAGUCUUUUCAGUAAAAGGUGCCAACAAAGCAAUCAACAAUCCUUUUUCAACCAGGUUCUUGCAAAAAAACAACAAGGAAGGUACAAACCUGCUGGAACAAUCCCAGCAGGCACUGAUGGUGAGGGCAGUGGUCUAAACCCAAAAUUAAAGGCUACCAGUGUUUGUCCGAUAUGUUUCAAAAGGCAGGGCAUACCAGCUUUAGAGACAUUUAACAAGCGUCAUGAUGAGUGCCUAUGUGUAACUAGGCCUCUUGAAGUUGCACAGACUAUAGGAGAAUCAAAAACAAGUUAUAUAAAGACAACAUCUGGCUUGGAUAAUAAUUUGAAAAAUGCAGUCAUCAAUCUAAAAAGUGAUCAGUUAAAUCAGAGACCUUCAGAAACAUAUUUACAAGGAGAAACCAAAAAUAACAGCAUUAACUGGGAAGCUUCAACAAACAACAGUUUGUGUUAUAUUGGGCAACCUGGUGACCAAAGAAAUAUUAAAACAAUACUUACAAAUCAUGUGCAACUUCCUAAUAGUGCAGCAAAAUGCUUGGCAUUCACUAAGGAUGAAGAUAUGUUGAAAGAGGAGUUUUCAGACUGUAACCAAAAGAGCAUCAAAUUAUCAAGUAAAUAUACUAACAUGACGCAGAAGGAGAAGCAAUUUAGUCUGCAAGAAUCAAGUCCUGACAUGUUAAAUCAACCUUCAUUUGUACAAUAUGACCAGUUAAUACAGGGAACUGAACAGCAACAGUCAAACCAGUUACUAAAGAACAUCAAAUCAUCACAGGAAAGGCCUACUGUUCAGUUAGAGAAACCAGUUGGCCUAGUUUGUCCAAUUUGCAACAUUAACCAAGAAACAACUGAUCUCUCAUUGUUCAACAAGCACGUUGACAUUUGUCUAAAUCAAGGGGUUAUACAAGAACUAACUGAAAGACCAACACACUCAUGUAUCACAGAAUGCAAUUCAAAUGGAAUGGGUCCAACAGUGUUGGAGAAACAGCCUUCAAAUUCAAGCAUUCGAACUAAAAGAACUGGAUCCACAACCCAGCAACAAAUAACCAAGAAAGCAAGAUGUAAUGGUUCCAAAAACACCAUUGAUAAAUUUUUUAAAUAAAUAAGCUAAUAAAACAAACUGAUUUAAAAUAAAUUAAUUGUCAUUUUGAUAAUGCACAGUGUCCAGUACAUGUUAUAAAACACUUUUGUUUAUAUAGUUGGUAUAUUCUCAACUCGUUUAUUUUCACUUUUAUCAAUUUGUUGAGCAAUUGUUCCAUAGAUAUUUAAGCCAGAAAUUUUAGAUGUCAAGAUAAAUUAUAAUGACUAUCAGUAAUAAAUAAUUACUUUUCCAGACUGAAUUUAAAUAGAUAUGGAAUCAUGAAAUCUGU